AUGUCAGAUCCCUCGAGUAGCGAUGACGAGUUCUCAAUCAUUUCAAUAAUUCGAGGUGAACUUGAGGAGUCAGGGAAAUUGCAUUCGGGAAACAAGGAUCCUUCUAACUUCCAUGAACGCUCAAUACCUCGCUCAACGACCACUUUGAGAGAAGAAGACGAUUUCAAUGUGAAUAUACCUAGUGUAUUUUUAACAGAUGCGAAGAAAAACGAAAGCUUAGCUAAGAAUGACAAAUUGAUUAAAGAAGAGAUCAGAAAAGAUUCCCGACAAACACUUGAGGAGAAUCUAAGAGUACGAUCAGAAAAGCAGGCCAUCUUAGAAGAAUUAAAUGACAAUGGUGAUCGGAUAACAUUCUCAAUUGAUGAAGCACCUGGGGUAGAUAUUGUAGAGAAUAUAUACGGUCAGAUAAAACAGAAAGGACAAAACUCUGUCACUCGUCAUUUUUUCCUUUAUACCAACCCAAGGAGUUCAGAAAGGGCCGAGUUCCAUUCAGGUGAAAUAGAUAAUAUAUUGAUAGAUCAAGAUCCUGAAAUUUUGCAAGAAGUGCCUGGACAUAAAUUGAUGAAUGUUAUUGAUGAUAUUUUAGUCCACUCGAAUGAUAUGAUUGUAUUGGGGCAUGUCUUAGGUGUUUUGCAGUCGUCACAAAUUUGCGUCGAUCUCCCUUUUGAGAAAUUUUUACAUUACCUUAAAUCUGUUGGGGCUGAUGUCCAUAUCAUUAAAGAGGGUAAUGAAUUGCCUCUCAAGAUUUUUUGCAUUAAUGAUGUUCUUGAGUCUCAGAUUUUAAAAUUAACGAUAAUAUUUAAGAUUAUGUUGAAUCUGAAUUUUACGGAAGAUCAAUUUAAAACUAUAGUGAAGGCUUUUCUUUUGACAUCUUCUGAUUUCAACUUAAAUAAGAAAGUAUAUGAAGGGCUAAAGAACUUCACUCAAGUUGUUCUCGAAUCCAUUGUCGAAUGGCGAGUCAAGAAGCUAGGAGAGAGUGAAGCAUUUCAAAUCCAAGCAAUUGCCAAUGAAAUCCAUCAAGCUUCCUCUGAGUAUUUUAUCACCACUCUACCGCAUUCACUAGGUCGUUCCAAAAAAUAUGAUUUUGAAUUACAUUUCAACUUUUUGAAGUUGAUAGAUGACUGUUGUAAUGACCACUUUGUUUUGAAAGUUGCAAGAGAUCUUCAAGCUUUAUUUAUUUCAGGACUGGCAUCCACAAUAAAGAGUAACCCAAACACGUUGACACUUAGCACAUCGAAUAUUGAUGCUCUUUGCAAAGAGAUCAGAAAGAAGUUGAUAAGCGACAGGAUUCAAGAUCCUUAUGUACAUCUGGAACAUGUUUUUUUGAGCUAUUACAAGGUAAUGACACUCGACCUAUUAGUGAAGCUACCUUAUAAACAGCUUAAAACAGAUAUAGGACAAUCACUAAGCGAAUUGAAAAGAGGAAAUUACAAGGACUUGCACCGUCGCAUUGCAAUCAUUUCCAAGUUGCAAUCAGAUUUCUAUUCGCAACUAAAAUUAAUAGAUCACUCUGAAAUCUCAGAAGAUAAAAACUAUUAUAAAGAAGACCUAGUUAAAUAUGCUACUGCAAGCUAUAAUGUUGUCUCAUCUUUAUGCGAGAGGUUGCAUUCUGAUUUAAUGCCAUUUACGGACUUGGAUACUUUAAGCAGCCUGCAUACAUAUAUAUGA
Priceomyces carsonii is the source of this 1668-nucleotide messenger RNA. RefSeq lists its product as uncharacterized. Bases 1 to 1668 code for a protein of 555 amino acids. The transcript has a single exon. The record is from RefSeq and is a predicted model, not a curated record. Lineage: Eukaryota; Fungi; Ascomycota; Pichiomycetes; Serinales; Debaryomycetaceae.